This is a messenger RNA of Triplophysa rosa, 6633 nucleotides long. It is a transcript of the gene slc22a23a, whose product is annotated as solute carrier family 22 member 23. NCBI's taxonomy places the organism in Eukaryota, Metazoa, Chordata, Actinopteri, Cypriniformes, Nemacheilidae. The record is from RefSeq and is a predicted model, not a curated record. The transcript has 10 exons. The coding region runs from base 659 to 3541 and encodes 960 amino acids. Gene Ontology annotation, molecular function: transmembrane transporter activity. Gene Ontology annotation, cellular component: membrane. Gene Ontology annotation, biological process: transmembrane transport.
UUUCUUUAAGGUUUCGUUUCUUUAAACGAUCAAGGUAAAAACUCGAGGUACACGAGCAGCUCGUGUAGAUGUGUGUGAUACACAGAGUCUGGCGCGCAGAAGUUGAGCGCACAGUCAGCACGCGCGUGCAGAGGGCGGAGGUUCGGUCGUGGUUCCGCCUUCACGACUGUUUAUUCUCUCUAUAUCGUCCGAAGAGAGCGAGUGUCUGUGAAUAACUGGCUCAUUUGGAAUGUGGUUCGUCAUCUCACCGGAUCACAUGACGCACGUCAGUCUGUAAUGUCCAGCGCAGCGGCUCUGUGCGCGGGUCGUGACAGGUGUGUUACCUGUGGCUGUGAACGGUGAUAAGGGGGCAGGCUUGUUGUCAUCACCGUGUGCUUUCUUCCGGCUCGGAUCACCGGCACGCCGACGAAAUGAAUCGCUUCGCUGUAACCGCACCGUUUGAAGAGUCGGGACCGUGAACGCGUUUGGAUGGCGGAGCGCUCGUGAAAGGGGACCUCGAAAUCCACCGAACAGUUCGUGACGGUUUACUGUAUGAAUGGGCGAAGACGCGCGCACCACUCCCUAAUCACUGACAAUAGCCGCUCUCAAUAUAGCGUUUAUUGAGCGCGAACACGGAGUCUGUGGAUCUGACGCAUUACAGAACCGGGCUGCGGGCAGUAUGUGCGAGACGGUGAUGGCCGUUUGUCAGCUGGACACCGAGCCUCAUCCACCGGAGAACGGCUUCGUCACCCCCGAAACGAGUCGAACGCCCGAUUUACUUUCGCAGAUCGACGGCGGCGUGUUUGCCCGUCUGGGAGGCUUUGGGAGAUUCCAGAUACAGCUGGUCGUUUUGACGUGCAUCCCGGCGAUAUUCAUCGGCUUCAGCCAGUUUUCGGACUAUUUCCUCCUCGGGCAGCCGUACAACACGUGUGCCCGUGUGCACGCGAAUAAAAGCGACCCGUCGGUCGCUGCGCCCGCGUUUGGCGGCGCGAAUAAUGGGAGCAACGGCACGGAUCGGUCAUCGCAGUGCGUCUGCAUGCAGUCGGGAUACGAACUGGAAACUGGACUUGAUCAGAAUGUUGUCACCAAGUGGAACCUGGUAUGUGACUCGGCCUGGAUUGUUCAUAUAGCCAAAUUCUCCCUGCUGGUGGGCUCCAUCUUUGGAUACUUGGUGUUGGGAGUGCUGGCAGACUGGUUUGGCCGUCACCCGGUCCUGAUCCUCUCCGUCUUCUUCAUGCUUGUGUUCGGCAUGACGGUGGCCUUCUCCGCCAACGUCCCGAUGUUCAGCACCCUGCGCUUCUUUGAAGGCUUUUGCUUAGCAGGAAUCACGCUGUCGCUGUACGCUCUGAGGAUUGAGCUUUGUCUGCCCCGCUGGCGUUUCUCCAUGACCAUGGUGGCUAACUUUGUGGCGUUGGCCGGGCAGCUGCUCAUGCCGGGACUGGCGGCCCUCUGUCGUGACUGGCAGAUUCUGCAGGUGGUCAUCAUCUGUCCACUCCUACUCAUGCUCUCCUAUAUCUGGAUUUUUCCGGAGUCUCUGCGCUGGCUGCUCGCUACUCAGCAGUACAGUCGCUCUAAAUGGAUCAUAGAGCGCGUCGCAAAGAAAAACAAGGUCGAUCUGGAGCAGGACGCUGAAGAACUGAUGACGGAGCUAAACAGAGCCCUGCCAAAGCAGUCCAAGAAGACGUGCAUCGUGAAAAUGGUUGGCACGAGGAACCUCUGGAAGAACAUUGUGGUGCUCUGCAUCAACUCACUAGCAGGUUAUGGGAUUCACCACUGCUUUGCACGCAGUAUGAUGGACCCAAACAUGGAGACCACCACCAUGUUUCAUAACUUCUACACCGACUACUACACAAUGGCGGGCAUAGCCGUGGCGUCCUGCGUGGCGCUGUGCCCUGCCGUGAGCGUGAUGGGUCGGCGUGGAGGACUCCUCAUGUUCAUGAUCAUCACUGCGCUGGCGUCUCUUCUUCAGCUUGGCUUGCUCAACUUGUUGGAAAAGUACAGUGUUCCACUGAAUAUGGAUCAAUCUGAUACGCUGAAGUCCAAUUUUUCAGUGGCUUUCUCCAUCAUUGGCAUGUUCUCCUCCCACGCUGUCAGCAACCUCAGCAUCUUUUUUUGUGCUGAAAUUACCCCUACUGUUAUUAGGGGUGGUGGUCUAGGUCUGGUCCUGGCCAGUGCUGGUUUUGGCAUGCUAACAGCACCCAUCAUGGAGCUUCACAACCAGAAAGGCUAUUUCCUACAUCACGUCAUUUUCGCCUGCUGCACUCUUAUCUGCAUCAUCUGCAUCCUGCUGCUGCCAGAGACUCAAAAUCGGCCGCUACCAGAAACAUUGGCUGAUGGUGAAUGUUACGCCCGCCAACCGCUUCUGCCACCUCGUAAGCCAGGAGAGCAACGUUCUCUGCUGACCAAGUCUGAGAGCCGCGAGUACGCGAGGGUUGGAGACACGCCACUUCAUGAAGCAGCUGCAACUGCUAUUUCCACUAUGGAUUCUACUGCCUCAUCAGCCAUCGACCUCCCAACACUCCAUGAAGCGCCUGGUUCGUUACAAUUCAUGAGUAUGAGGAAAUUGGCUUCUACCCAAGAGCAAGAUGAAAUAAGGCAAACCAUUGACGAGUAUCCCACAUCUGUCAUCACGCUUGUGUCCUCUGCUCCAUCUGUGAAGGACCCUCUCCUCGGCUGUAUUCCAAACACAUCUACCCCGGUUAUUAUCAGUUCUCUUCGGGCAUCUAAAAUGGAAUCUCCCCCUGAUGUUAUCUUAGAUGUUUUGUCGCCUUCUACUGUGGACACUCCUUUGAUCACCGAUCCAGUCUUAGAGUCCGUGACCCCAACUGCUUUGACUGCUAACGUCUUAGCCUCAUCGACUGAGGUUCUACCUCCGGCAUUUCUAGAUGUAGUUAUUACUCCUAUUGCGCAAUCUCCUGUGCCAGUAUCCAAUGAUAGCAACUUCCAAGCUGAGAUGGACUCUUCAGGUCUGCUUCUUGACUCUCCAUUGCCUUCUUUGGUCAGUGAUUCUAACGCCCAACUUGCAGUGGACUCUUCGGAUACCCCGAUAAACGACACCAUUCCUCUCUGCAACACAAAUGUGACUGAUGCAUUACCCCUGUCCACCUGUCAAUCGCCCACACAACCUUCCUCAACAGACUCUCCUGUUCAUCUAGUCAAUGAAAUUCCACCGUCUUCCCCAACAGAACUGUCACUAGAUUCCCAGUCUGACCCGUCAAGUCAAGUUCACCACAUCCCAGCUGAAUCCCUCUCCUCACCUAUAGAUUCUGGUAUUCCAAUACUACUCUCAGUUGCUCCCUCUGCGAUGGACUCCAUAGAAUCUGGCCCUUCUUCACCAGCUGUCCUUGAGUCUUCAGCGACCAUAAAUGAUGGUGCAUCUCUCUUUGCCACAGCAGACUCGAGCACAGCUCAUGCUAUAAGCACAGACUCUGUUACAGAUUCUGGCAUCCCCAUGAUUAUUGACUUAACCGCUUCCUCACCGAUUGACUCAGGUGUACCUUCUGCUUUGGACUUGACUACCACAGAAACCAGCAAUACUGCCAAUGAAGUGUCAUCUUCAUGACAGACACAUUCAUUAAGGUGGUAGGUAGCCUUAUUUGAAGAAGCAGUUCUCAUCACUUGGAGGACUCGUGCUGGUCAUUUCAAGUGUCAAAGUACCUUUGCUUUCCAGGAGCCAUGACCAAGGAAAAGCAAAAAAAGGCGAAGGUAUACAAUUAUUUGACGAAAAGGGAUGAACCAUAAGCAGGUCAAUGCUCAAAGCAUCCGUGACUUGGUGUCCAGCGGUGCCGGUAUUUGCUUUUUGGGCAGUGUUAUCAUGUGUUAUCAUUGAGCUUCUAUUAUUGUAAACAAUAAGACUACCACAGACAAGUUUUCACUGGAGUAACACUGGAAUUCGCAACAGUCUGACUGCUAUCAAGUCUAUAGGCUUGGCAGUAACUUUUAACAGUUAUCCAUCAAGGGUAGUCAGAUAUGAACAGCACUGGGUAUUUUUACAGCGUCUGUGAAGUCCAGUAAUCUAGCUACUUGAAAAUACACGAUAAAAGGUUUAUCAAGAAAAAUCACUUCACUAAAGAUAAGGAGAUACAGUAUAUGCCUAAAGGGAAUUACUCAGUAGCCCAACAUUGUACAUUUGAUGCUGGACGGUGUGCCAUGAAAGGCAAAACCUUUUCAAAAUUAGGUAUCAAAUAAACACCUCCGUGUUAAACUUAUGGGUAAAAACAUCAGAUGUAUUUCUAAACCUGUUUUAAAUGACAUGCUACAGUGCAACUGGAAUACUCUACUUGUUUUUAUAAAGCUAAUCACCAGGUUCUGGUGGGGAUAAAGUAAUUUUAAGGAAUACAGAAGAUACAGGCCUAGGACUAUUUUGUAAGUGACCCACAACAUGCUAAAUCAAGUGUAUGAAACAGAUUCAUUGUGAAUGUGGAAACUGGUGAAAUUUUGUAAUUUAUGCUGUUGUGGUACUGAUGUGGAGCUUUACAUAAAAAAAAGGAAAAAGAAAAUGUUAUUUUGUCACUAUUAAUUAGUGUGCGCCCGUUACUUUGGGCCUUUGUUAGCAAAUCCGUGUGAAUGUAUGUGGCACUUUAUCUUUCACAAUGACAACAAAGCAUGUGAAUGUCUAAAACAACAUUUGUAAAAAAUGAAUUGAGAACAAAUAUCAAUUUGAGAAGGUAGUACAGUUGUCAUUUUAUUUGUGGGACGGUUUACCCAUAGCAAUAAUGUAUUGAUAAUAUUUGACUCUUUUUGUUGUUGUUGUUGGGAUUAACUUUUUUGUUGUUGUUUUCCAUCAAUCACACUUAACAAGUACUCAUAGUUUUAAUUGGCCAAAAAUGGUUGACUUUGACCACAAGGUGCUCAAUGUAAUUUUACCACUAACAUCUUUUUAGCAGCAGGUGAAUAUGCUUCUAAGUUUGAUGAAGUUUUGAACAUUGCAAAAUCAAGGGAAAAUGCAUUAUAAAAUAUGGCAAUAAGAAUCUGUACCUGCACUCGAUAGCCAACAAAUGUACGAUUUUUUCCAAUGGUUUUGAAUAUUUUUAAUAAUUUCAUCUUAAUAUCUUUUUCCUCUGCAAUACUAAUUGAUUAUUGAAAAUGUAUUAUUGCCACAGAGCAUGUAAAAUGUUUAAGAGAAGGUUCUUAACAAAAAUUAGAGUUUUAUCAAAAACAUCACAGCCUUCAAUCUAUUUGUUUGCCUCUUUUACCAUUUGCUCUACUUCCAUAAAAGUAUUGAGAAUGACUUGUUACAUUUGAUACGUAGACAUGAGUCAUUGAUUUACUAGUUUUUCAGGUCAAAGGGACUCCUUAGAGGAAUCCUAAAUCUCAAAAGAAUCAACAGCAUUUGACUGUCGCGUACACAGGUGACUGGUUUGGCAUGCUUUGGUUGUGUAUUGCCUCAUACAGUAUAGGCAAGUCUCCAAGAAUGACAUUAGUUUGAAAAAUUCUGCCAUUCGACAUUUAGUCAUUCAACUGAAUGGACAAUGUAUUGUCCAAAAUAGUUGGUUCAUUCCUGUACUGAUAUCAAAAACAAGACUAGAGUUUGUAAAGAAAGAUCAGUCAAGAAACAGACUAUGCUCUUGUGUUGCUUUGGCAGUAAAUAACCGCAGAGAGCACAACAGUUACCUUCAAAUGCUAAAGCCAUGUGUUGUUAUUCAGGUAGCUGACUACCGUAUAAACAUGUUUAAAUGAUCUGAUUUCUUGUCUCAAAUGUUUCUGAACACGAGGAUCCACAUUAUGAAACUUGUGUGACCAGAAGCAUUUGCAUUUACACAUGUAUGUUUCCCUUCUCUCCCGUAUCGAGCAAACAUUUCAAAUCAACCCAUUCUCUUCCUCCACCGUGUUGAAGUCUUGGCUCAUAAUUUGACACUACACUAGACAACGAGAGCUUUUGAAUGUCAAAUUACAUCAAACAACAUUCUUUCCUGCAUGGUAGACUGAACUAUGUAGAACCUGUUCAGAUUUAGUGUGAGACAGCAAUGAUGUAAGGACCCUUCAAAAGCCAACAUUCAUUACAUAAAUCUCAGUACCACCGCCAACACAUCAAUACUAGAUUCUCUUGUCAAGUCAUCCUAAUAAGCACAAUAUUUUUUGGUUUUUGGUAUACGGCAUCACAAGAAUGCUGGGCGAGUGUUAUUUUAGCAUGCCAUAGAUGGCUGUUUGCAGUGGGAGGGAACAAUGUUUAGUGUUUUACUGCUGGCCACACAAAAGCUCCUCUUUUUUGCCUGAACCACAUCAUAUUUACAUACUUCAAAGAUAUAUAUACAUGCUAUAUGUAUGUAAAUACUGUAAAGUAUAGUGGCCUCAAGGUUAUGAAAACUGUGGUAAUGCCAAAUUUGGUACUGCUAAGCUUUUCCACAGCCAAUGGUCAGACCAGUUUUGGAGCGAACGGGAAACGUCAUGUUAGUCGUCCAACACAAACUAUUUCAAAUGGACGUGGUUUGUGACAGAGUGUACCUCAUGUACUUGAAAAGGAUAUUUAACAUGAGUAUUCACGUCAGAAUGAAUGCUGAAUGCUCCAAGAGUACUGGCACGAGGGUGAAUGUCAAAGACUAGUUGUUUGGGUUGCAUCUACAUUUUUUAACAUGAAUAAUGCUCUUGUAUAUAAACCCGUAUGUGUCGUAAUAUACUUUAUUGAAUAAAAUCUAUUUAUUGAUUACUGAUGAA